This is a messenger RNA of Sphenostylis stenocarpa, 2076 nucleotides long. NCBI's taxonomy places the organism in Eukaryota, Viridiplantae, Streptophyta, Magnoliopsida, Fabales, Fabaceae. The record is from the annotation of a GenBank genome assembly.
AUGGCGCUGAUAUCUCCCCAAGCUGGCUCCAAUACAACACCGUUGAAUGUGACCAUGGUCGCCGUGGACAAAGACAAGAACAGCGGCCACGCCUUUCGCUGGACCAUCAAAAACAUUGACAACCCCGUCAUCAUUGCUGUCUAUGUCAAACACAAAAACAUUUCUAAUCAGGGCAACAAUGUUUUACCUCCCGACGAAGACGAUGUAGCCCACGUUUUCAACUCCUUACGUCAAAUGUGUCCAGACAACGUUAUGUUAAAAGAAGCAGUAAUCGAUGAUAGUGAGGUUGUGAGAGGAAUAGUGGAAUAUGCACAGAGAAAUCGCGUCAAUACUAUAGUCGUUGGUGCACAACACUCCAGCAAGCAUUCUUUGGCAAGGACUCUUAACCUGCGGAGUGGAAGCAAAAAAUAUAAAGGCCACCAUGUGUCAACAGGCGUAAUGAAAUCAGCACCAGAUUACACUUCAGUGUAUGUGAUUUCAAAAGGGAAGAUAGUGGGAGCUCGACCAGCAAUACGACCAAUGGUAAACAUGGUUGAACCACCUAAAGAAAAUGGAGUAAGGACACAUGCACAUAAAAGUGGAAGCAUCAAUGGAAGAUCAGAAAGAUCACAUCUACUUGAAUUGCCAAGGUGUUCUUCAGCUGGUCACUCGUUGGAUCAGAGGUCACUAUUUAGCCCGACCUUGGGUGAAAGUGACUCUUCCGGAUCGCAUAUGUUAGGGUCAGUAGAUGAUGGAAUUAAACAAGAGGGUGAUUCAGAUUCUCCAUCAGAUUCUCAAUUCACAGCAGAUAUGGAAGCUGAGAUGAAAAAGUUGAGGCUCAAACUGAAGCAAACUAUGGACAUGUACAGCUCGGUUUGCAAAGACGUGGUAACAGCCCAAAACAAGGCUAAAGAAAUUAACCAAUGGAAACUGGAGGAAGAACGUAUAGCUGAAGUGGCUAAGUUGUCUAAAGAGGCAGCUCUUGCAAUGGCAGAAAAGGAGAAAUUUAAAGCCAAAGCUGCCUUGGAAGCAGCUGAGGAAGCCAUUAAGAUGGUCGAAAAGGAAGCACAGAGAAGAUUUCAAGCAGAGAUGAAGGCUAGAAGAGAGGCACAAGAAAAGGAUCGAGCAUUGAAUCAGUUGGCAUGCAAGGAUGUUCGAUGCAGAAAAUACACUAUAAGCGAUAUUGAAGAGGUCACUCAAAAGUUCUCCCCGUCAUUGAAAGUAGGUGAAGGUGGAUAUGGACCUGUGUUUAAAGGCCAACUGGAUCACACCCAAGUAGCAAUCAAAAUUUUGAACCCUGAAGCUACCCAUGGCAGGAGGCAGUUCCAGCAAGAGGUUGAGGUAUUAUGCAGCAUAAGGCAUCCAAACAUGGUUCUCCUCAUUGGUGCAUGUCCUGAGUACGGAUGUUUAGUGUAUGAGUACAUGGAGAAUGGGAGCUUGGAAGAUAGAUUAUUGAUGAGAAAUGAUACCCCUCCAAUUCCAUGGUGGAAACGUUUUGAAAUAGCUGCUGAGAUUGCAACUGCACUCCUUUUCCUUCACCAAACAAAGCCAGAACCAAUUGUGCACAGGGACCUCAAACCUGCUAACAUUCUCUUGGACAGGAACUUUGUGAGCAAAAUUAGUGAUGUUGGUCUUGCAAGACUAGUACCAGCUUCUGUGGCUGAUUCUGUCACACAAUAUCACUUGACUGCUGCUGCUGGAACCUUUUGUUACAUUGACCCUGAGUACCAACAAUCUGGGAUGCUAACAACAAAAUCAGACAUAUAUUCCUUGGGGAUAAUGCUGCUACAAGUCAUUACAGCCAAGCCUCCAAUGGGGCUUGCUCACCAUGUUAAGAGGGCCAUUGAAGAGGGAAAAUUUCCAGAAAUGCUUGAUCCUGUGAUCACUGAUUGGCCACUUGAAGAGGCUCUUGUAUUUGCCAAUCUCGCAUUGAGUUGUGCAGAGCUCAGCAAAAAGGACAGGCCUGAUCUUGCAAAUGAAAUAGUGCCAACGCUUAACCGUUUGAGGGACUUCGGUUUAGUAUCACAGAACAAGCAGAUUUGUAGCCACCCUCAACGCCCUUCCACGCCUACAAAAAGUCCACGAUCAUAUUCAUAA